Monopterus albus (swamp eel) is the source of this 483-nucleotide messenger RNA. RefSeq names its product RNA polymerase II, I and III subunit K (gene polr2k). NCBI's taxonomy places the organism in Eukaryota, Metazoa, Chordata, Actinopteri, Synbranchiformes, Synbranchidae. The record is from RefSeq and is a predicted model, not a curated record. The transcript is spliced from 4 exons. Gene Ontology annotation, molecular function: DNA binding; zinc ion binding. Bases 100 to 276 code for a protein of 58 amino acids. Gene Ontology annotation, biological process: DNA-templated transcription. Gene Ontology annotation, cellular component: RNA polymerase III complex; RNA polymerase II, core complex; RNA polymerase I complex.
UCGACUGGAUAUUUGUACGCAUGCGCGCAACGCUGUGUAUGCGUGAGAGUUGAAAAGAGAGGUAAACAGCUAACAGAUAACAUAUUGAAUUGGAUUAAAAUGGAUACGCAGAAAGAUCUGCAACCGCCUAAGCAGCAACCUAUGAUCUACAUAUGUGGGGAAUGUCACACUGAAAAUGAAAUCAAGGCCCGUGAUCCAAUCCGGUGCAGAGAGUGCGGCUACAGGAUUAUGUACAAGAAGAGAACAAAGAGAUUGGUUGUUUUUGAUGCCCGGUGAAGAAGAAGAGAGCAGCUGUUUUCACUGUUUUUGUGCUGUAUGAACAUGUAAAUAAAUACACCUUGAGGCCUGGCUCCAGAUUUUAAAAUAAUGGUUAAAACUCACCAUUUUCAUGUUGACACCAACAGCUAUGUUUAUUUUAUUUUAUUAUUAUUGCCCAAGAGUGAUGGUUUUGUAUUAUUAAAAACGUAAUUUUGCGGUUCUUAA